This is a messenger RNA of Lontra canadensis (Northern American river otter), 6977 nucleotides long. RefSeq names its product sortilin related receptor 1 (gene SORL1). The transcript has 47 exons. The coding region runs from base 110 to 6658 and encodes 2182 amino acids. The record is from RefSeq and is a predicted model, not a curated record. NCBI's taxonomy places the organism in Eukaryota, Metazoa, Chordata, Mammalia, Carnivora, Mustelidae. Gene Ontology annotation, molecular function: protein binding. Gene Ontology annotation, biological process: post-Golgi vesicle-mediated transport; protein retention in Golgi apparatus; protein targeting to lysosome. Gene Ontology annotation, cellular component: membrane; Golgi apparatus.
CUGGAGCCCGGGGAGCGGCGCGCGCGGCCCCAGCCCAGCCGCCGUCCCGGCCUCGCGCUGCACAUUCUCUCCUGGCGGCGGCGCCACCUGCGGCAGCGUUCGCCCGAACAUGGCGACACGGAGCAGCAGGAGGGAGUCGCGACUCCCCUUCCUAUUCACCCUGGUCGCGCUGCUGCCGCCCGGGGCUCUGUGCGAGGUGUGGACGCAGACGCUGCCCGGCGGCCGCACGCCCCUGCCCCAGGACCGAGGCUUCCGCGUGGUGCAGGGCGAGCCGCGCGAGCUGCGGCUGUGGGCGCGCGGGGGGCCUCGGGGGGCGGACGAGAAGCCGCUCCGGAGGAGACGGAGCGCUGCCCUGCAGCCGGAGCCCAUCAGGGUGUACGGACAGGUUAGUCUGAAUGAUUCCCACAAUCAGAUGGUGGUGCACUGGGCCGGGGAGAAGAGCAACGUGAUCGUGGCCUUGGCCCGGGACAGCCUGGCACUGGCAAGGCCCAGGAGCAGUGAUGUGUACGUGUCUUACGACUACGGGAAAUCGUUCAAGAGAAUUUCCGAGAAACUGAGCUUCGGUGUGGGAAACAGCAGUGAGGCGGUGAUCGCCCAGUUCUACCACAGCCCCGCGGACAACAAGCGCUACAUCUUUGCAGAUGCUUACGCCCAGUACCUCUGGAUCACGUUUGACUUCUGCAAUACUAUCCAAGGCUUUUCCAUCCCGUUCCGGGCAGCCGAUCUCCUCCUGCACAGCAAGGCCUCCAACCUUCUCCUGGGCUUUGACAGGUCUCACCCCAACAAGCAGCUGUGGAAGUCAGACGAUUUUGGCCAGACCUGGAUCCUGAUUCAGGAACACGUGAAGUCCUUUUCUUGGGGUAUCGAUCCCUAUGACAAGCCAAACACCAUCUACGUGGAACGGCAUGAACCCUCUGGCUACUCCACGGUUGUCCGAAGUACGGACUUCUUCCAGUCCCGGGAGAACCAGGAAGUGAUCCUGGAGGAAGUGAAGGACUUUCAGCUUCGGGACAAGUACAUGUUUGCUACAAAGGUGGUGCAUCUCUGGGGCAGUCUGUAUCCAUCUUCGGUCCAGCUCUGGGUCUCUUGUGGCAGGAAGCCCAUGCGACCAGCCCAGUUUGUCACAAGGCAUCCUAUUAACUUAAAUUUUAUGUCAUUUAUGAUAAAAACACACCAAGGAAAUAUCGGUUCAGGUUCACAGCUGUUUAUUUUCUCUUACCGUAGGUAUUUUGCAAAUGAGCCGUUUGCCGACUUCCACCGCGUGGAAGGGUUGCAAGGAGUCUACAUCGCUACUCUGAUUAACGGUUCCAUGAAUGAAGAGAACAUGAGAUCAGUCAUCACCUUUGACAAAGGGGGUACCUGGGAGUUCCUUCAGGCUCCAGCCUUCACAGAAUAUGGAGAAAAAAUCAACUGUGAGCUCGCCCAGGGCUGUUCCCUGCACCUGGCCCAGCGGCUCAGUCAGCUGCUCAACCUCCAGCUCCGAAGGAUGCCCGUCCUGUCCAAGGAGUCCGCUCCCGGUCUCAUCAUCGCCACUGGUUCGGUGGGAAAGAACUUGGCAAGCAAGACGAACGUGUACGUUUCUAGCAGCGCGGGAGCCCGGUGGCGAGAGGCACUUCCUGGACCUCACUACUAUACUUGGGGAGAUCAUGGCGGCAUCAUCAUGGCCAUCGCCCAGGGCAUGGAAACCAAUGAGCUGAAAUACAGCACCAAUGAAGGGGAGACCUGGAAAACGUUCAUCUUCUCCGAGAGGCCGGUGUUCGUGUAUGGGCUCCUCACGGAACCCGGCGAGAAGAGCACCGUCUUCACCAUCUUCGGCUCCAGCAAGGAGAACGCCCACAGCUGGCUGAUCUUCCAGCUCAACGCCACGAAUGCCUUGGGGGUUCCCUGCACAGAGAACGACUACAAGCUCUGGUCGCCAUCGGAUGAGCGGGGCAACGAGUGUUUGCUAGGACACAAGACCGUUUUCAAGCGGAGGACUCCCCACGCCACGUGCUUUAACGGAGAAGACUUCGACCGGCCCGUGGUCGUGUCCAACUGCUCUUGCACGCGAGAGGACUAUGAGUGUGACUUCGGCUUCAAGAUGAGUGAAGAUUUGUUCUUAGAGGUGUGUGUUCCUGAUCCGGAGUUUUCUGGGAAGUCCUACUCUCCUCCCGUGCCGUGUCCUGUGGGUUCUACUUACAGGAGAACAAGAGGCUAUCGGAAGAUUUCUGGGGACACUUGUAGUGGAGGAGACGUUGAAACACGACUGGAAGGAGAACUGGUCCCGUGUCCCUUGGCAGAGGAGAACGAGUUUAUCCUGUACGCCAUGCGGAAGUCCAUCCACCGCUAUGACCUGGCCUCGGGAGCCACAGAGCAGUUGCCUCUCACCGGGCUGCGGGCCGCAGUGGCCCUGGACUUCGACUACGAGCACAACUGCUUAUACUGGUCCGACCUGGCCUUGGACACCAUCCAGCGCCUCUGUUUGAACGGGAGCACAGGGCAAGAGGUGAUCAUCAAUUCUGGCCUGGAAACCGUAGAAGCCUUGGCUUUCGAGCCCCUCAGCCAGUUACUUUAUUGGGUGGACUCUGGCUUUAAAAAGAUUGAGGUAGCCAAUCCAGAUGGCGACUUCCGGCUCACGAUCGUCAACGCCUCCGUGCUCGACCGGCCCAGGGCUCUGGUCCUCCUGCCCCAAGACGGGGUGAUGUUCUGGACCGACUGGGGAGACCUGAAGCCGGGAAUCUAUCGGAGCAACAUGGACGGCUCGGCUGUCCAUCGUCUCGUGUCAGAGGAUGUGAAAUGGCCCAAUGGCAUCUCUGUGGAUGACCAGUGGGUCUACUGGACAGACGCCUACCUGGACUGCAUCGAGCGGAUCACUUUUGACGGCCAACAGCGCUCCAUCAUCCUGGACAACCUCCCGCACCCCUACGCCAUUGCCGUCUUUAAGAACGAGAUCUACUGGGAUGACUGGUCACAGCUCAGCAUCUUCCGAGCUUCCAAAUACAGCGGCUCCCAGAUGGCGGUUCUCGCGAGUCAGCUCACGGGGCUGAUGGACAUGAAGAUUUUCUACAAGGGCAAGACGACUGGAAGCAAUGCCUGCGUGUCCAGGCCAUGCAGCCUGCUGUGCUUGCCCAAAGCCAACAAUAGUAAAAGCUGCAGGUGUCCAGAGGGCGUGGCCAGCAGCAUCCUCCCAUCCGGGGACCUGAUGUGUGAGUGCCCUCAAGGCUACCAGCGGGAGAACGACACCUGCCUCAAAGAAGAGAACACCUGUCUCGGGAACCAGUAUCGUUGCGGCAACGGGAACUGUAUCAACAGCAUUUGGUGGUGUGACUUUGACAAUGACUGCGGUGACAUGAGCGACGAGAGAAACUGCCCGACUACCGUCUGUGAUCUGGACACCCAGUUCCGCUGCCAGGAGUCUGGGACCUGCAUCCCACUCUCCUACAAAUGUGACCUUGAGGAUGACUGUGGUGACAACAGCGAUGAAAGUCACUGUGAAAUGCACCAGUGCCGGAGCGACGAGUACAGCUGCAGCUCUGGGAUGUGCAUCCGCUCGUCCUGGGUGUGCGAUGGGGACAAUGACUGCAGGGACUGGUCCGAUGAAGCCAACUGUACCGCCAUCUAUCACACCUGCGAGGCCUCCAACUUCCAGUGCCACAACGGACACUGUAUCCCCCAGCGGUGGGCGUGCGAUGGUGACAUGGAUUGCCAGGAUGGUUCCGAUGAGGACCCAGUGAACUGUGAGAAGAAGUGCAAUGGAUUCCGCUGCCCGAAUGGCACGUGCAUCCCGUCCAGCAAGCACUGCGACGGCCUGCGGGAUUGCUCGGAUGGCGCGGACGAGCAGCACUGCGAGCCCCUGUGCACGCGCUUCAUGGACUUCGUGUGCAAAAACCGCCAGCAAUGCCUGUUCCACUCCAUGGUGUGUGAUGGGAUCGUCCAGUGCCGCGACGGCUCCGACGAGGACGCAGCGUUCGCAGGAUGCUCCCAAGACCCUGAGUUCCACAAGGUCUGUGAUGAGUUCAGUUUCCAGUGCCAGAAUGGAGUGUGCAUCAGCUUGAUUUGGAAAUGCGACGGCAUGGAUGACUGUGGUGACUACUCCGACGAAGCCAGCUGUGAAAACCCCACGGAAGCCCCGAACUGCUCCCGCUACUUCCAGUUCCAGUGUGAGAAUGGCCACUGCAUCCCCAACAGGUGGAAAUGUGACAGGGAGAACGACUGUGGCGACUGGUCUGAUGAGAGGGACUGCGGAGAUUCACAUAUUCUUCCGUCGCCCACUCCCGGGCCCUCCACGUGUCUCCCCAACUACUACCGCUGCAGCAGCGGGGCGUGCGUGAUGGACAGCUGGGUGUGCGACGGGUACCGGGAUUGCGCAGACGGCUCGGAUGAGGAAGCCUGCCCCUCGCCUGCAAAUGUCACGGCUGCCUCUGUUCCCACUCACCAUGGGCACUGUGACCGAUUUGAAUUUGAAUGUCGCCAACCAAAGAAGUGUAUCCCAAACUGGAAACGCUGUGAUGGCCACCAAGAUUGCCAAGAUGGCCAGGAUGAGGCCAACUGCCCCACACACAGCACCUUGACCUGUAUGAGCAGGGAGUUCAAGUGUGAGGACGGCGAGGCGUGCAUUGUGCUCUCCGAGCGCUGUGAUGGCUUCCUGGACUGCUCGGACGAGAGCGACGAGAGGGCCUGCAGCGACGAACUAACUGUAUACAAAGUACAGAAUCUUCAGUGGACGGCUGACUUCUCUGGGGACGUAACAUUGACCUGGACGCGGCCCAAGAAAAUGCCUUCUGCUGCUUGUGUAUAUAACGUCUACUACAGGAUGGUUGGGGAGGGCAUCUGGAAGACCGUGGAGACGCACAGCAAUAAAACCAACACCAUAUUAAAAGUCUUGAAGCCAGACACCACAUAUCAGGUCAAAGUGCAGGUCCAGUGCCUCAGCAAAGUGCAUAACACCAACGACUUUGUGACUCUGCGGACGCCAGAAGGACUGCCAGACGCCCCGCAAAAUCUCCAGCUGUCACUCCACAGGGAAGAGGAAGGCGUGAUUGUGGCCCACUGGAUUCCUCCCACCCACUCCCAUGGCCUCAUUCGAGAGUACAUUGUGGAAUACAGCAGGACUGGUUCCAAGAUGUGGGCCUCCCAGAGGGCUGCUAGUAACUUUACGGAAAUAAAGAAUUUACUGGUUAACGCUCCAUACACCGUCAGAGUGGCUGCGGUGACGAGCCGUGGAGUAGGAAACUGGAGCGGUUCUAAAUCCAUCACCACCAUCAAAGGCAAAGAGAUCCCACCGCCAGAUAUCCACAUCGACAGCUAUGGUGAGAAUUUUCUGAGCUUCACCCUGACCAUGGAGAGUGACAUCAAGGUGAAUGGCUAUGUGGUGAACCUUUUCUGGGCAUUUGACACCCACAAACAAGAGAAGAGAACUUUGAACUUCCGGGGGAGCAUCUUAUCACACAAAGUUGCCAAUCUGACGGCUCAUACGUCCUAUGAGAUUUCUGCCUGGGCCAAGACUGAUUUAGGGGAUAGCCCUCUGGCAUUUGAGCAUGUCACCACCAAAGGAGUCCGCCCACCUGCUCCUAGCCUCAAAGCCAAGGCCAUCAAUCAGACUGCAGUGGAAUGCACCUGGACUGGCCCCAGGAAUGUGGUUUAUGGUAUUUUCUAUGCUACGUCCUUCCUUGACCUGUAUCGCAAUCCUCAGAACCUGACUACUUCCCUGCACAACAAAACAGUCAUUGUCAGUAGGGACGAGCAGUAUUUGUUUCUGGUGCGGGUGGUGGUGCCCUACCAAGGGCCAUCCUCUGACUAUGUCGUGGUCAAGAUGAUCCCAGACAGCAGGCUCCCACCGCGUCACCUGCACGUCGUUCAUACCGGCAAAACCUCAGCUGUCAUCAAGUGGGAAUCCCCAUAUGAUUCUCCUGACCAGGACCUGUUAUAUGCAGUUGCUGUCAAAGAUCUAAUAAGAAAGAGUGACAGAAGCUACAAAAUAAAGUCCCGUAACAGUACUGUGGAAUACACCCUUACCAAGUUGGAGCCUGGAGGGAAAUACCACAUCAUCGUCCAGCUGGGGAACAUGAGCAAAGAUUCCAGUAUAAAAAUCACCACAGUUUCAUUAUCUGCACCUGAUGCCUUAAAAAUCAUAACAGAAAACGACCACGUUCUUCUGUUUUGGAAAAGUCUUGCUUUGAAGGAAAAGCAUUUUAAUGAAAGCAGGGGCUAUGAGAUACACAUGUUCGAUAGUGCCAUGAAUAUCUCAGCUUACCUUGGGAAUACUACUGACAAUUUCUUUAAAAUUUCCAACCUGAAACUGGGUCAUAAUUACACUUUCACCGUGCAAGCAAGAUGCCUUUUUGGCAGCCAGAUUUGUGGGGAGCCUGCUGUCCUGCUGUACGACGAGCUGGGGUCUAGUGGGGGCGCGUCGGCGUCCCAGGCCGCCAGGUCCACUGACGUUGCUGCCGUGGCGGUGCCCAUCUUGUUCCUGGUCCUGCUGAGCCUGGGGGUCGGCUUUGCCGUCCUGUACACGAAGCACCGGAGGCUGCAGAGCAGCUUUACUGCCUUCGCCAACAGCCACUACAGCUCCAGGCUGGGCUCGGCCAUCUUCUCCUCGGGGGACGACCUGGGGGAGGACGAUGAAGAUGCCCCUAUGAUAAGAGGAUUUUCAGACGACGUCCCCAUGGUGAUAGCCUGAAAGCUCUCCUCACUAGAAACCAAAUGGUGUAAAUAUUUUAUUUCAUAAAGAUAGUCGAUGGUUUAUUUUAAAAGAUGCACUUUGAGUUGCAAUACGUUAUUUUUAUAUCGGCCAAAAACAAAAACAAAAAAGGAAAGAAAGGAAUGAAUAAACUUUGUAGUAAUCAGCUGCGAACUUCAAACCAGGUUGAUUUUAGUAACCAAAUUGCUCUGAUUUCAUAUUAAUGUAGUCUUACAGGGCUGUGCUUGCUGGGCAUGCUUUUAAGUCUGUGAGAUAAUUUUGAGUCAAUAAAUUGGCCGUUCUUUUUAUUUUUCUAAGA